This is a messenger RNA of Fusarium subglutinans, 1713 nucleotides long. Its product is annotated as pyruvate decarboxylase. The record is from RefSeq and is a predicted model, not a curated record. Gene Ontology annotation, molecular function: thiamine pyrophosphate binding; carboxy-lyase activity; magnesium ion binding. NCBI's taxonomy places the organism in Eukaryota, Fungi, Ascomycota, Sordariomycetes, Hypocreales, Nectriaceae. The transcript has a single exon. Bases 1 to 1713 code for a protein of 570 amino acids.
AUGACACAUACAAAGGAAGCAACUGUCCCCCUCGGGGAGUACCUCUUUACCCGUCUCAAGCAACUCGAGAUCAACUCUAUUUUCGGCGUUCCAGGCGAUUAUAACCUCAGAUUGCUGGACUACAUCAAACCGACUGGUAUCAACUGGAUCGGAAACUGCAAUGAACUCAACGCCGCCUAUUCCGCAGAUGGGUACUCUCGUAUUCAAGGGCUCAGCGCUGUGAUCACCACUUUCGGCGUAGGCGAACUCUCAGCGAUCAAUGGCAUCGCCGGCGCUUAUUCUGAGCGUGCCCCAGUCAUUCACAUCGUUGGUGCACCAUCAAGAACCCUCCAAAGUGCAAGGGCCUUGGUGCACCAUACGUUUUUGGACGGAGAGUAUGGAAGGUUUGCGGAGAUGCAUCGCCAUGUUACUGCUGCGCAGACUCGUUUGACGGAUGUGCAGACUGCAGCUGAUAAGAUCGACUGGAUCAUUGAACAGGCCAUGAUCCAUCAGAGGCCGGUCUAUCUGCAGAUUCCCGAUGAUCUGGUCUCAAUGCAUGUCUCAACGGCCAAUUUUGAGAAGAGGCCUGUCAUUCGCCCUGCGCCGUCUACUGCUGAGAUCAGCCCAGAGACCGUUGACAAGAUCUUACAGCGUAUCUACUCUGCUACCAAGCCUCUCCUCUAUGUUGACGGCGAGAGUCGCAGUACCGGCGCUAUUGACGAGAUCAAUAAGCUCAUCAAUACUACUAACUGGCCAACCUGGACAACGGCAUUUGGAAAAGGUCUCAUCAGCGAAGAGUUGCCCAACGUUCAUGGCAUAUACCUCGCCGACGAUGGCGAUAAAGUGUCUCACGACUAUUUCAAGUCUUCUGAUCUGAUCUUGUUCUUCGGUCCACACAUGAGCAAUAUUAACACUGGCAUCUUCAAGGCGAUUCCGGAGGAGAGUGUGACGGUUUCGUUUUCGCCUGGUCAAAUCAAGAUUGCUGGCCAGGUCAUUCGGGAUGUGGACCCUCGGCAGUACCUUCAAAAGAUUGUCAGCCAGUUUGACUCUUCAAAACUUGCCAAGAUUGAGAGUCCUGCCAUCGCGACAAAGGCGCCAGUUGAGCCUUCAUCGUCGGACGCUAUCAACCAAGCUCAAUUCUAUCACUACGUUAACCCCAUGUUCCGACGUGGCGAUAUUGUUCUGACCGAAACUGGUACUGCUGCGACUGGUGGAAAGGCCUUCAAGCUUCCCCAAGACUGUAGCUACUUUACAUGCGUGACAUGGCUGUCGAUCGGAUACAUGCUCCCCGCCACGCUCGGUGCAGCGCUAGCCCAACGGGAUAUGAGGGGUUCGCAGCGAGCAAUUUUGUUUAUCGGCGAUGGAAGUCUACAGAUGACUGCCCAAGAGAUCAGCACAAUGAUCAAGCAGAAGCUCAACGUAGUCAUAUUCGUCAUCAACAACAACGGAUACACAAUUGAGCGGGCCAUUCAUGGGAGGAAUGCGGAUUACAACGACAUUUCGCCGUGGAACCACCAACAUGCCCUUGGACUGUUUGGAUUGAGCCAAGAAGAGGCAUCAAAGCGAUAUUUCUCGGCAAAGACAUUUGCGGAAUUGAGGACAGCGAUGGACUCGAAAGCGGUACGGGAGAGCGAGGGAGUCACGAUGAUUGAGGUCUUCAUGGGCCAAGAAGAUUGCACUGGCGAGUUGAAGGAAUUGCUGGACAGGCAAAUGGCGCGAGAAAAGAGCCAGUAG